Messenger RNA from Lepisosteus oculatus (spotted gar), 936 nucleotides. Its product is annotated as olfactory receptor 52N2-like. Gene Ontology annotation, molecular function: odorant binding; olfactory receptor activity; G protein-coupled receptor activity. NCBI's taxonomy places the organism in Eukaryota, Metazoa, Chordata, Actinopteri, Semionotiformes, Lepisosteidae. Gene Ontology annotation, biological process: detection of chemical stimulus involved in sensory perception of smell; G protein-coupled receptor signaling pathway. The record is from RefSeq and is a predicted model, not a curated record. Gene Ontology annotation, cellular component: membrane.
AUGAAUAACUCCUCUGAUGUCACAUCUGUUUUAUCCUGGGAAAGCUUUAACAUACCUCCUGGAUGGGUCUACCCUGCAUUUAUCUUGGGAAUGUUAUGUUAUUGUAUUAUUGUUUUCUGUAAUCUUGUAAUCCUUCUUACAAUUGGUAUGGAAAAACAUCUACAUGAACCAAUGUAUCUACUAGUUUUCAAUCUCCCCAUCAAUGAUCUAAUAGGAGCCACUGCCUUAUUUCCUGCAUUAAUGAGAGAAAUUCUACUUGAUUCCAAGUCAAUAAGUUAUUCUGCCUGUGUCACCCAGGCUUUUUGUAUCCAUAUUUAUGCAAGUGGCUCUGUACUGAUACUGACAGCAAUGGCAUAUGAUAGAUAUUUAGCCAUAUGUUGUCCUUUAAGAUACCGUGCAAUUAUGACUAAUGCCUUUUUAUUGAAAAUGAUUAUUCUGAUUUGGAUACUUAAUGUCACAAUGAUAAUUGUGCUUUUUCUAAUGGUUCUGCGGUUGCCACGAUGCCGAUCCUUUGUUGCCAACACUUACUGUGAUAAUUUGUCUCUUGUGAGACUUGUCUGUGUAGACACAAGUGCAAAUAACAUUUAUGGACUCUGUAUAACAUUUUUUUUGCAGGUGUCAUCUAUUGGUGUUGUUAUCUUCACAUACCUUCAAAUACUUUUCACAUGUCUGAAUAACAAACAGUCUGAUGCAAAGAGCAAAGCCAUUCAAACUUGUGCUACUCAUUUAGUAACUUUUAUCAUUUUGGAAGUUACUGGUUUUCUUACAAUAAUUUCAUAUCGUUUUGAGAGUUUUUCACCACAGGUAAAGAAAAUAUGUGCUGUGUUUGGCUUAAUAUUUCCCCCAACACUGAAUCCAAUAAUAUAUGGCCUUAAGAUAAAAGAGAUCAGAAAUAAAAUACCAUUGUUUUUUACUCGAAAAGUAGCAUCAUUCUAG